Molecule: messenger RNA, 3430 nt
Organism: Folsomia candida
Lineage: Eukaryota; Metazoa; Arthropoda; Collembola; Entomobryomorpha; Isotomidae
Gene: L2HGDH
Product: L-2-hydroxyglutarate dehydrogenase, mitochondrial
Exons: 15
Coding region: 1764-3056 (430 amino acids)
Molecular function (GO): (S)-2-hydroxyglutarate dehydrogenase activity; (S)-2-hydroxy-acid oxidase activity
Source: RefSeq, a predicted model, not a curated record
GCUUGGUGGGAUACAGGCAUAUACUAAUUUCAAUGUUCUUGUGUUGACCGAGACUCACCUCAGCCCAACAUCUUCAGUUCGAAUGCUACAAAAUGCAUUUAGCAACUGGCAUUUCCGUCAUGUCCCUUGCAAUUGUGGCCCCAGAGGUAGAGGUCAAAAUGGGGUGGCCAUUCUUGUCCACCCAACACUAGGUUGCGGUGGGCCACAAAACGUCCACAUCGGGCCCUUGGGACAGGACGAUCACCGGCAAAUAGCAGCCACUCUAACAAGCGGCGUGCAUACUUGUCACCUUGUUGGCUUACAUUAUAGGUCAGGCGUACAUGGACCUGGAUCACAGGCUGGAGCCAACAAAGUCUUGCAGAUGAACGCUACUGUGGAUCAUUAUGCCCAGUUUGGACCAAACAAUGCAACAACAGUUUGGGUGGCUGUUGGUGAUACCAAUAUCAGCAUUUCUGACCCUAUGUUGGGACAAAUGCAGAGAUCCUUCUCGAAUAUUGGCAUGCGGAUAGAGUCAUAUCUUCAAUUAGGCACAACGAACCGCAAUGGGAACAAAACGCAUCCCUGGACUCAUCUUGGGCCUUCAGGUGCUUCCAAUAAUAUGCUCGAUUAUGCCAUGGUCCGCUCGUCACCUAGUCUACUAUCCAGAGUUGAUCUGGUAAAUACUCCUCCCAUCUCGUCAGAUCAUCCUAACUACUUAGUAGUAACCAUAGGCCUUGCUCAAGAUGUGACUCCAAAGCCACAUUGCAGUAAUUGGUCGGUCGGGAAAAUAUGCUGUAUUCACUGUGGCAGGGGCAAUGAUGUCACUUCUCAUGGCCCACCCUGUCCAUGUAUUGAUAUACCUGGUUUGGUUGACAUGGCCACGGAUAGGAGUCGGCAUGUGCGCCCGUUACCAACACCUGCGUCUCAAGUGAGAGCCACACAACGGAAAAAUGCCAAAGUGCGCAAAGACGCUGGUCUACCACCCCUGAAACGAGGUCAAAAUAUUAGUCGGUCCCAGAGGAAACCAGACAGAGAGAAGGUGUCGGAAGUAACCAAGCGUAGGGAUGCUGCCAAAGCGCGCAUAGCCGCUGGUCAACCACCUCGGAAGAGGGGUGGUCAAAGGAAACCAGACAGAGAGAAGGUGUCGGAUGAUACCAAACGUAGGGAUGCUGCCAUUGCAAGCAAAGACGCUGGCUUACCACCUCUGAAAAGAGGUGGCCAGACGAAGCCGGACAGGAGUACCCUUUCUACGGGAGCCCAACUGAGAGAUGCUGCCAAAGCACGCAAAGACGCAAAUCUGCCACCUGUGAAAAGAGGCCGGCCCUUGGGUAGCAUAUUUAAAUAACUACAUUUUUUUCAUUGUCAUUUCAAUGAUCAUCAUUCAUUUCAUAUUUCAUAUAUUUUUCACUACUUUUUCUUGUGGAUGACAGUUUUCAUUUUCUCUUCUUCUCACAUUCGAUGUAAUGCAAGUAUAAUAAAACAUACACACACGUAGUUGUGAAGUUAUUAUGUUGGCCCUCUCGGAGAGCUGUCUUCUCUUGUGUACCUUCACAUUUUCGCCCACGACUACUACGAUUACUGCCUCACUGCACUCCACUCAACUCCACAAGUCUUCCCCACAUUCUGGAUGAGAACAGGAAAAUGAAAUUGCAAUUCACUUUAUUCCGAGAGAAGGAAAUCGAUCCUGAUUUCUUUCGCUAUGGUGGUAAACUUCUCAUGGAUUUCACGGAACAUAGCUCCACAAUUUUGACAAGGCUUCCUUCGAGGAAUAUUAAAUCAGUCAAAUGAAAAUGAAUGGAGACAGCUACGACUUUGUCAUUGUGGGAGGUGGGAUCGUCGGAUGUGCUACAGCCAUGGCUUUAAGUGGAACCUAUCCAAACCUAAAAAUGGCUCUGUUAGAGAAAGAAUCUCUACUUGCCAAGCAUCAGUCAGGACAUAAUUCUGGGGUCAUACACGCUGGGAUCUAUUAUACACCGGGCUCGCUGAAAGCAAAGUUGUGUGUUGAAGGCAUGCGGUUGAGCUACGAGUACUUAUCUAAACGCGGCAUCCCCUACAAAAAAGUUGGAAAGUUAAUAGUGGCCGUCAAACCGGACGAAAUCCCUCGAUUGCAAAAUUUGUACGAUCGAGGCUUGAAAAACAAUGUGCCAGGACUCAAACUAAUCGACGGACAACAAAUCAAGGACUACGAACCCUACUGUCAGGGACUGAUGGGAAUAUGGUCGCCGGAAACUGGCAUCGUUGACUACACACAAGUGACGAGAUCCUACGCCAACGAUUUUAUUGAAUCAGGAGGGAAAAUCCAUACAAACUUCCCCGUAACUAAAUUCCAAAUAAGUUCCCAAUCUUCAAGCAACCAAAGGGCUAAUGUUCCAAAUAGCAAGCAGUCAGGAAACGACUAUCCUGUAUUAGUGUUUAACAAUAAGGGAAAAAGCAUCCGGGCAAAGUAUGUACUCACGUGUGGAGGACUUCAAUCCGACCGCCUCUCGGAAAUGUCUGGUGGUAGUCGCAACCCACGAAUAAUUCCUUUCAGAGGUGAAUAUCUCCUCUUAAACAAAGACAAGGCACACAUGAUCCGAGGAAAUAUAUAUCCGGUUCCAGAUCCCAGGUUCCCGUUUCUUGGAGUCCACUUUACUCCACGGAUGGAUGGUAGUGUCUGGCUGGGACCCAAUGCUGUGCUCGCCUUGAAGAGGGAAGGAUACCGUUGGAGAGAUGUUGAUGUCAGAGAUGUCUGGGAUGCCAUUCGGUAUCCAGGAUUUCAAAAGCUUGCACUGAAAUACAUUGGCUUCGGAUUAGGGGAAAUGCUUCGCUCUGCUAUGCCCAAUCUUCAGCUUGGAGCUCUCCAAGAAUAUAUUCCCGACAUUAGUCCACAAGAUAUAACAAGAGGACCUGCUGGAGUGAGAGCACAGGCCAUGGAUGAAGCCGGAAAUUUGGUGGAGGACUUCGUAUUCGAUUCAGGAAAAGGCGAGCUAAGUGACCGAGUACUCCACGUCCGCAAUGCUCCUUCACCCGGAGCAACAUCAAGUCUUGCCAUCGCAAAAAUGAUUCUAGAAAAAGUUACUGCAAAAUUUUCGUUAUAAUUGCACGGCAUGUUACAUUUAUGAUUAUGAUAGACAUGUACAAGCUAGACCGAUGUCUCCAUUCAGCAUUAAAUUAGACGCAGGUAUUUUUCUAUGUACCAUUUAUUUAGCUAACAAGCAGCAGGCCCUGUAACAAUGGUUAAUUAUGUUAUGGCUAGACUAUUGUUGUUAUUUAAAUAUCUAAUAUUGCCAGUUUUUCGCUUCUGAAAUAAGUCUUCGGUGCUAUUAGCUUAAAACUGAUGACACUGGUAUCCAAUGCUACUACAUAACGAAUACUGAUAUAUUUCUAAAUAAUACAUCUUACAUUGAAUUCUUUGGAAAUGUGUGUUUCUUUAUCUGAAUCAAUUCACAAUAAAUAUCAACUGUCAAUUCGA